AUGUUCGAGGCUCUGCUGCUGGCGGCGCGCCGGACGCCGCGGCGGCCGCGACGCGCGACGCCCGCGGGCGCCGACGCCGGCGUCGACAGCGGCGUCUCCACCGCCUCCCUCGCGGACAGCGCGGACGCCGACGCCAAGAGCGACGUGGUCGCGGACGCCGCUGCGGAGAGGAAAGGGAGUCGCGCGCGGGAGGGGGAGGGGGAGGAGGAAGAGGAGAAGAAGGACGAGUUGCCGCCCACCCCCGCGGGCUCCCCGCCCGCGCGCCUGCGCCGCAUGCUGCUCUACUUCCGGCAGCCCGGCCGCUCGUCGCUCCCGCGCGAUGCCUCGUCCGCCGCUUGGCAAGGAAACUUGGGUUUACAGAAACAUAAUGGCAAAAGCAUUCAAAUUGUCUUGACGUUCAAAAGAUGCAUGGGUGAUGCGGACAUUGCAAGUGAAUUUUUGUACAAAAAAAACCAAGGAAAAUGUCCAGCCAUUGUACUUCCCAAUGAAAAAUGGAAAGAUUGA
This is a messenger RNA of Gryllus bimaculatus (two-spotted cricket), 504 nucleotides long. NCBI's taxonomy places the organism in Eukaryota, Metazoa, Arthropoda, Insecta, Orthoptera, Gryllidae. The record is from the annotation of a GenBank genome assembly.